This is a messenger RNA of Hibiscus syriacus, 980 nucleotides long. RefSeq names its product phytochrome A-associated F-box protein-like. The transcript is spliced from 4 exons. NCBI's taxonomy places the organism in Eukaryota, Viridiplantae, Streptophyta, Magnoliopsida, Malvales, Malvaceae. The record is from RefSeq and is a predicted model, not a curated record. The coding region runs from base 3 to 941 and encodes 312 amino acids. Gene Ontology annotation, molecular function: protein binding.
AAAUGACAGAGACGUCGUUCUCGGCACUCUCCGACGACGUUGUUCUGAGCAUCUUCUUGAAGCUCGAAGAUGACCCCAAGAGCUGGGCUUGUAUCGCUUGCGUCUGCACCAAAUUCUCCUCCCUGAUUCGCAACACCUGCUUUAAACAAAGAUGCUCCAAAACCAUCCCCUCCGUCUGCGCCGAUCUCUUCUUCUCAUCGUCCAUCCUGCCCGGCGGCUGGGCGUCUCUCCACAAGCUCUCUGUAUGCUGCCCUGGCCUCCACCACGCCGGCGUCCUUCUCGAGCACUCCGAUUUCGGCGACGCUGUACCCCAAGCCUCGAGGCCGUACACCGAGCUAUAUUCCAGCAAAGUGGAAAAGAAGCCCAAUCCGGAUCCCGAAGUUAACGUUCCCAGGUCCGAUUCUUCAUUGCACAUUAUCGAUGAUCAAUGUUACGACACAGUGUCUAAUGUGUCUGAGUCUAUAGAUGGUUAUACUGUAGAAACAAUCGACAACAAAGACAUUAAACUCGGGCUUUCCGUUUGUAAGCGAAGGAAGAUAUCUAAACCGCUCAGAUCCCAUCUAGCAUACGGCGUUUGGAACUUAAGCCGAGAACGAGGCAAUAAGCUGUUAGCAAGCCGAUUCCGAGGCGAUUGCUUAUACAUUUGCGACUGGCCGGGGUGCAUUCACUCGGAGGAGAAGCGAAAUUACAUGCUUUUCAGAGGGAUUUUCAAGAACUUCAAGAAAUCCCAUGUGUGGAGGACUAUAAACGAUGGGAACAGAAACAAGACCGAUCUGAACUGCGCCUUCUGCUCUUGCGAACAGACAUGGGAUUUGCGUUCUGCUUUCUGUUUGAGGCGGGUUUUCGGGUACCAUGACGACGGGGAGCCUGUUGUUCGAGCAUAUGUUUGUGAGAACGGGCAUGUUUCCGGUGCUUGGACUGAUUUGCCUCUGUACGCUUAGGAGCGACAGAUCAUUGUAGCAUCUCAAAUUUAGUUUUAA